AUGCUCAUUUGGGGUCAGUUCUGGCAAGUUCCUCGGGUACAUCGUAACCCACCGGGGAAUCGAGGCCAACCCGGAGCAAAUCAGGGCUAUUCACUCAAUCCCUUCCCAAAGAACGUCGAGGAGGUUCAAAAGCUAACGGGAACGAUGGCAACCUUGAGCAGGUUCAUCUCCAGACUCUCCGACAAAUCUCACAUCUUUUUCGGAACUCUCAAGAAUCCGAAGGAUUUCGAGUUGAUGGGAGAAGGCGAAUCCGCUCCUCAAGAGCUAAAAUCGUAUCUCACCAUUCCUCCUCUCCUAUCCAAGCUAUUACUCGGUGAAGUCCUGCUGCUAUAUCUAGCGGUCUCUGAACACGCCGUGAGCGUCGUCUUAGUUCGCGAGGAGGGAAACAAGCUGCUACCAAUCUAUUACGUAAGCGAGGCUCUCCUAGACGUAGAGAACCGCUAUAGCCACCUAGAAAAACUGGCCUUAGCUCUGAUAAUCGCCGCUCGCAAGCUCCGACCCUACUUCCAGGCUCAUCCAAUCGUGGUUGUUACCUCCUUCCCUGUCAUAGCAGACUUCGUGGCUGAAUUCUCCCCUGCCUUGCUCCCAGCUCUAGAGCAGGAGGUACGCCUCCGAGGCGAAAGUAAGGAAGAGGGAGAAUGGAUCCUACACGUUGAUGGAUCCAGCAACGUCAGAGGAGCUGGAGUAGGGAUAGUGCUUACCUUGCCAACGGGGAACACAGCCUCAAGGGCCGUGAGAUGCAACUUCAAAGCAACCAACAACGAAAGCGAGUAUGAGGCCCUAAUCGCAGGCCUAACUCUCGCCCAUCAAUUGGGGGCAGAGAACAUCCAGGUCUUCGGCGACUCCCAGCUGAUAAUCAACCAGGUACAAGGGGAGUACCAAGCAAAAGACGACAGCAUGAUCCAGUAUCUGGCGGUCGCUCAGCGACUAAUCAAGAAGUUCAAGAGCUGCAAGCUCACUCAAAUCCCCCGGGAACAGAAUUCACAAGCCGACGACCUGGCUAAUCUAGGGUCCGCCCAUGAAAUGAAUAGGCAGAUGAGUAUCCCCUUGCCCUUGCUUCAAUGGCGAGCUACCCUGGAGGAACCCCCAUCAGAGGAGGUCUCUGCCCUCGAAGAAGGUGAAACCUGGAUGACCCCUUUAAUCCGGUACCUGGAGGCCGACAUCCUCCCGAAAGACUGUAGUAAGGCCAGAAAGAUCAAGAAGCAAGCCGCGAGUUAG
This is a messenger RNA of Brassica napus (rape), 1218 nucleotides long. RefSeq lists its product as uncharacterized. The record is from RefSeq and is a predicted model, not a curated record. The coding region runs from base 1 to 1218 and encodes 405 amino acids. The transcript is spliced from 2 exons. NCBI's taxonomy places the organism in Eukaryota, Viridiplantae, Streptophyta, Magnoliopsida, Brassicales, Brassicaceae. Gene Ontology annotation, molecular function: RNA-DNA hybrid ribonuclease activity; nucleic acid binding.